CUAAUUUUGCAAUUCACCUUUCCUUUUACUUCUUACCACGAUGAUGAUUCCAAGGACGCGGUCAAUAUCGUUCAGGCUGGUCGCCCUUGGCGGCAUAUUGACACUUUUUCUCGUUCUCUAUACCUUGACAACUACACCAUCCUUUGAAUUUCUACCAUUCUUCUCAGAAGGAAGAAUCAGAUCGUCGUGUCCACCAGAAGAGUAUUCCAACGGGCAAUGGGUCUAUGAUACCUCGGCCACAAACCGCAGCAUGACGACCCAAUCGGACGCCAUUGAGUUUUCCGGCUUUCAAGGCUGCGCAAGCUCACGGGAAUUCUACUGGCACCUCGGCGCCGGAGAGAAGGAGGAAGAGCAACGGCGGUUCCCACGAGUGACUAACUGGCGCUGGCAGCCCUCACCGCAGUGCACGACGCGUGAAUUCACUGCAGAAGCGAUGGUACGGGACUUGGUAGAGCAGGGCGGAUGGCUGCUUCUUGGCGACUCCAUAACGGAGGGCCAAUUCUUCUCUCUUUCUUGCAUGCUCUUUCCGCACGUAAUUGCAACCCCGGACUAUGUCAAGAACCCUUACUUUGACCGUGCAUGGCCUCAGAAUCUUUACCUUAACCCAGAGUCGCCGCUUAUUCGCAAGCUUCGGUUCCCACCAGGCUUCGACAUCACUAUCACACCGCUCGUCACUUUUCGCCGAGUCGAUCUGCUGCUCGAGCAAGAAGAGCUCGUGCAACUUCACCGUGCCUUGUAUGAUCCUCCGGAGGAUUUUAGCCUCUUUAGUGAGGAACAAGCAUGGAACCUCAGUCCGAAUUAUUAUCUACAGUUGUUCGCUGCCCCGUUGCCGGAGGCCAACUAUGGAAGCAUGAUUCUUAGCACCGGCGGACACUGGACGACCACUCUUUUUUCUGGUUACCGGGAUGAGUCGAAGGAGCAGGAAGGGUACGGAAUCGACGGAGUUAUCCAAUUUUUCAGAGAGGCAAUGUCUUUCUGGGCCGAUCAGGUACAGAGUGGAGUGAGGAACAUGGGUGGCCAGGUACUGGCCAACGGCAAAAGAGGUCGAAGACAGGAGAUCCAGCCGUGGAUUUGGAAAUGGUUCAACUGGGCAAAUAUAGAAGAGUACAACGCAGUCUUUCAGGACGUGCUUUCGAACACGCAAUACUCCGACAUACACUUCCUGCCUAUUGAUAGACCAGCGCGUUUACGCCCUGAUGCGCACGUUGCGUCCGACUGCCUUCAUAUCAUGACAGGUGCUGGCGUCUUAGAGGGCUGGUCGCACUAUACCUGGCACUACCUCACUCAAGAACUCAGAUCGCAGAUUCAAUGAUCGACACAUACUACCAUCGGACAGCUUUAGGAUAUCAGCAUCAUUUACAUUAUUCUUCCUCUAUAUCCUUUAUCACUUUAAAAAGGACAUAUUGUCCUAUACAGACUUCGCAUAGGUGAAGGUAUAAUAUGAAUACGGGACAUUUUUUUUUGUUGGUACAUAGCUGGAAAAACUAGUGCUUUAAGGUGCUGUACACACCCUAUCGCCGAUAUUUGC
Molecule: messenger RNA, 1528 nt
Organism: Desarmillaria tabescens
Lineage: Eukaryota; Fungi; Basidiomycota; Agaricomycetes; Agaricales; Physalacriaceae
Exons: 5
Coding region: 41-1312 (423 amino acids)
Molecular function (GO): O-acetyltransferase activity
Source: RefSeq, a predicted model, not a curated record